GAACAAACUUGAGAAGGACGGUGGGAGUGAUGAAGACGUUUCAGAGGCGCAAACGUCUCUGCCGCCAAUGCCUGAUCUCUCUCAGAAGACCUCGUCACAGCCUUCACCUCCAAGUCCGACCAUUCCUCGGUGCCUUCACAAGAAUCCCACUCUUCACUUCUGGUGAAACAGGAAGUCACUGCACACACCCCUGACUCUUCACAGAGUGACUCUGCACUCAAAAUGUCCCCCGUCUUCCUCCGUGACUGCAGCGUCAGGCUGAACCCCAACCUCCUGAGCACCAGCAGCUCCUCAAAGAACCUCCCGCAUACAAACGACAGCUCGCUCGGUUUAACCAGUCCUGAGCGCUCCGAGUCCAGUCCACCUGCCCCCAAAAGCCCCGUUUUCCUCAAAACUGACUCUAAAAGAUGCACCAAGUUAUCACGGGGCACACUUACCGAUUGCACUUCUCACAGCAGCUUUAAAGACAACGUACACAAAUCUGAAGACUUGUUAGGAGGAUCUUCAAGCCAUAAAAAAGGAGAUUCCCCGAAAAGCUCUUCGCACGGCAGGAAAGCUCCGGGGACGUCACACGUUCCGGCGCCUGAGGACUUUGUGAAGCUGAGACAGGUGAAGGAUGAAGGUGAAGGUUCUCUGAGCACGCUGCCAGACCGAGCGCCAGACUUGAAAGUGUCUUCCUGUACAGACUCCAAAUCUUUGGAUGAGUUCACUAGUCACAUGGUCCUUCAUUUGUCUGACGACGACGACGAAGAUGAUGAAGAAAACGACAAGAUUAUUCCUCCGAGCCCAGUCUUCCCUCAGGACCGUUCUUCACACGCCGGCCAAACGAAGCUCUCGCCAACGCAACCAUGCACCUCCUCUUCACCUCCUAAAAACUCAACAUUUCAGAAUAAAUCCAAUUCCCAAGCAUCUGAGCAGACCAAAGCUCUGAGAAAGUCUGCUGACUUUAAACUCACACCGACGGGGAAAGACGAAGGCCUCGUUUCCUACUACUGGGGAGUUCCAUUUUGCCCCAAGGGGCAAAGCCCGGAUGAUUACACCCGAGUCAUUCUCACUCAGCUGGAGGUGUACGAGAAGAGCCUGAAAGAAGCCCAGAGACAGCUAUUGCACAAAGUGGACUGGGGUCUUCCCGUGUUCCCGUGCCCGAUAGAGAGAGCACAUAGCAGGAGACUGAAGCGCCACAGAGCCCCUCAGCUUCUGGAGGAGGAGGAGGAGGACGAGCGAGACGAAGAAGAACGAGAGAAACAGAAAGAGAUGGACGAGUCUCAACCUCGGUCGGAAGAAGAAGCAGAGGACGGACAACGGGAGACGUACGUCGUCGUGUCCUCUCCGGAGACGGAGCUCGAGCAGAAAUCACCUUCGGCGUUCGGGCAGGCGGAGCCUUCAAAUUCAGCGAAACCUUCCAGUAGUUGCAGGAGGCCUGUUUCUCAGGAGCAUUUUAAAGACACUGAAAUCCAGCCUGAGGCUGAUGAGAACGGUGAAGAAGUUCAGAACGAAGGAUUUGACGCGGAGAGCGCCGUGUGUCCAGAAACCCAGAUGAGUGAAGACAACACACCAGAGCUGAUGGUGACCAGUCCCACACAGCCCCAGAUGCAGGCAGAGACUGACAUCAUGGAGGUGGAUGAACUUACGGAGCCACCAGCAGAACCUGAAGAGAGGAUGGAGCAGGAGCGUUCGGGCGAGGAGCAAUCGUGGAGGGAGUCUGUUCCCUCUCAGGUAGAGUGUCCCAUGUGCUCUCGCCUCUUCCCUCUCUGUGAGAUCGAGAUGCAUGCCGCCUACUGUAACGGCUCUGUAGAGGAGCAGGACCACGAUCACACCCAGGACCAGCUGGAGAACCUUUCACAAGGGAUUGCUCGACGGAAGAGCAUAAGAAGAACCGCGAUGGAAGACGAUGUGAGAUUUGAGAAAUCGGAGCAGCGAGAGAAAUGCUUCAUAUGUGAAAAGUUUUUCGUAACGAAGGAGUACGAGCAACAUGUGAACCAGUGCAUUAGACAGAAAAGUCUCGGACACAAGCAGGGAAACGGCUUGCUAUCUGCUUUGAAUAGGACAGAAACGGUGCAUCUAGAUGACAGUGGAGCCGGACCGUCUAAUACUGCAGUCAAAAACAAUCGCAGCCAUUCGGACGCCUCAGCGAAGCCUGCAGAUUCUCAAGCUCCGGCGUAUUCCGUCAGCACGUCUCCCUUUAAAUCUUUCACUCCCAUUUCUGAAAUCAAGGACUGCCUCAUCGACUUCCGGCAGCAGCACACAGACAGGACCAGCCAGAGACUCGGGAGGAAGAGGAAAUUUAAAAGAUAGCAUUAGAAUACGCUCCAGAACUCCGAUUAUCACGUCGCUUUUAUGCCAAGGCUAAUUCAUGUGCCGCUAUAUAUAUAUAUUUUUAUUUCUAUGUUGUAGUUACUUCAAUUAAACAAUGUAUUAUUUAAGGUGCCUUGUUGUUCGGAAUUUUGUAGAUUGUGUAAUGUUUUCUUUUAUAACACAUAAAAUCCUUAUAAAAAUGA
Messenger RNA from Silurus meridionalis, 2498 nucleotides. RefSeq names its product ubiquitin interaction motif containing 1 (gene uimc1). The record is from RefSeq and is a predicted model, not a curated record. The coding region runs from base 223 to 2295 and encodes 690 amino acids. Gene Ontology annotation, molecular function: histone binding; K63-linked polyubiquitin modification-dependent protein binding. Lineage: Eukaryota; Metazoa; Chordata; Actinopteri; Siluriformes; Siluridae. The transcript is spliced from 15 exons. Gene Ontology annotation, cellular component: BRCA1-A complex. Gene Ontology annotation, biological process: double-strand break repair; positive regulation of DNA repair.